Messenger RNA from Pseudophryne corroboree (corroboree frog), 1279 nucleotides. RefSeq names its product hes family bHLH transcription factor 4 (gene HES4). The record is from RefSeq and is a predicted model, not a curated record. Bases 137 to 982 code for a protein of 281 amino acids. Gene Ontology annotation, cellular component: nucleus. Lineage: Eukaryota; Metazoa; Chordata; Amphibia; Anura; Myobatrachidae. Gene Ontology annotation, biological process: regulation of neurogenesis; regulation of transcription by RNA polymerase II; anterior/posterior pattern specification. Gene Ontology annotation, molecular function: RNA polymerase II cis-regulatory region sequence-specific DNA binding; protein dimerization activity; DNA-binding transcription factor activity, RNA polymerase II-specific. The transcript has 4 exons.
CAGCCCGGGAGGAGUGAGUGAGAGGAGGCGAGGGAGUCGGCCACGACUGCUGUUACUACUGCCGCUGCUUGUUCUCCAUCACCGCCGCACGGAUACUAUACAGUCACCCUAUAAUACACCCGGCUCUCAGUAUAACAUGCCUGCUGACAGCAUGGAGAAGCCCACCGCCUCCCCCAUUGCGGGGGCCCCGGCCAGUUCUGCACAGACCCCGGAUAAACCUAAGAGUGCCAGUGAGCACAGGAAGUCCUCCAAGCCCAUCAUGGAGAAGCGCAGGAGAGCCCGCAUCAACGAGAGCCUGGGGCAGCUCAAGACGCUCAUCCUGGAUGCGCUGAAGAAAGAUAGCUCCCGGCACUCCAAGUUAGAGAAAGCUGAUAUCCUGGAGAUGACGGUGAAACACUUGCGGAACCUGCAGCGGGUGCAGAUGACAGCCGCGCUGACAGCCGAUCCCUCCGUGCUCGGCAAGUACAGGGCCGGAUUCAAUGAGUGCAUGAACGAGGUGACCCGCUUCCUCUCCACCUGCGAGGGGGUGAACACUGAGGUCAGGAGUCGCCUGCUGGGCCACCUCUCCGGCUGCCUGGGCCAGAUCGUGGCUAUGAACUACCAGCAGCCCCCCUCCAGCCAGCCCCUGCACGUCCAGCUGCCCGCAGCACCCGUGGCCUCAGCCCCGGUCCCCAUGCCCUGCAAGCUGAGCCCGGCUGAGGCCGUUUCUCCCAAAGUGUUCCAGGGAGGAUUCCAGCUGGUCCCGGCCACGGACGGACAAUUCGCCUUCCUUAUUCCCAACCCGGCCUACGCUUCCAGCCCGGGACCCGUCAUCCCCCUCUACGCCAGCGGGAAUGUCCCCUCCAGCGGAGGGCCCCAGGCCCAGUCCCCGGGGCUCACCAGCACAUACAGCCACAAGAUGCAUCACCUGCCGCAGCCAGUCAGCCCUCUGGGGGGCAGCAGCGGGCCGGAGGGCAGCGAGUCCGUCUGGAGACCCUGGUGACCGGAUCGCUCACCUGAAAGACUGUCUAUUCUGGUUCCGUUCUAUGGGACCUUGCCUUACAGACCAUCCCAACCAAACUUAUUUAUUUCCAUAUAUGGCGACUGAACUCUUUUUAUAUUAUUAAAAACUUGUAUAAAUUACCCAUUUUUGUAAUAAAACUUUUCAUGAGAAUUUUUUUUCUAGUUUUGUACAAGUGGUACAAAUAAUGUGUCAUGGCAGAGUCAUUGUGGUGUUUUUGUGUCAAAAACUUCCCAAAAUAUAUAUACAGGAGUUUUAUUAAAUAAACUCUAUAUUUUA